AUGGUCUACUCUUCCGAUGGCUUUUCCUGGACCCCUUCCACCGGUCGUCGGGAUGGCCUUCCAACAAUUGGCGUUGUCGAACCCUCGUCGCACUCGACUCAGCCGGAAGAAGUCAUCCACGAUGUGAUCGUUAUCGGAGCUGGGUAUGCUGGCUUAGUCGCGUCUCGAGACCUGGCCACCCAAGGAAAGACGACACUGCUCCUAGAAGCCCGAGACAGACUCGGUGGCCGCACAUGGCACGCAACCAUUGAUGGCUUCAAUUACGAGAUGGGAGGGACUUGGAUCCAUUGGCACAUGCCCCAUAUCUAUCGUGAAGUCUCUCUAUAUGGUCUACACAACGACUGGAUUGUCACCCAAAACCCCGGUGGAAAAGAAGACUACUUCACUACCACCACGGGAAGUGAGCAGCGUAAUCUUUCACACGAAGAAGAGGCCGACAUCUGCGGCAGAGUCUUCCGCAUCUUCAGCAAUCUCGACGGAGAUGAUCUCCGGCAGUCGUGGAAAUACGCCUUCGGCACCGACCAGUCGCCUGAGCUCAUGUCCAGGUGGGAUAAGCUCUCGUGCCAGGACCGGCUAGACGAGAUCCGUGGCCAGCUAACAGAUGAGGAGGUGAGCGUGUUGGAGGCCCAGCUGAUGCAGAUGGGCGGCAAUACCCUGGACAAGAUGGGCCUCGUGGGCGCACUCCGCUGGUGGGUGCUGGGGAGCCACACUCCGACAGGCCUGAAUGACAUCGCCCUCCACACGCGGCUUCGGAGCGGGAACAGCGAGCUGCACCGCCGAAUCUUCGAACACGCCCUGUCUACCGAUAAUCUGUCCUACGCAUUCAGUUCGCCGGUUCAGCGGAUUGAGGACGCUGGAGACAUUGUCACCGUGACAGCCAGGAAUGGUAAGACGUGGAAGGCUAGAUCAGUCAUCUGCACGGUGCCGCUCAACGUCUUGUCCUCGGUCGAGUUUAAUCCCCGGCUUCCAGCGGACAAGGUGGAGGCUGUGCAGCAGCAGUCGGUCAACAGGUGCAACAAGGUCCACGUCGAUAUCAAUGGGCCUGAUUACCUGUCAUGGGGGUCGUUGGCAACACCCGGGAAAGGGUUUAUCUCGGCGUUUGGGGAUCACCUCACACCAGCAGACGACACCCAUCUCGUAUGCUUUGGUCCUGACCCGAAAUCUUCCACUGGAAUCUUGCUCGACGACCUCGAUACUGUGAAGGCUGCCGUUGUCCACCUCCUGCCCGAGAACAAGCAGGGCGAAGCUAUCAUUAACCGUAUUGUGUCUCACGACUGGAACAAGGACGAGUUUGCGAAUGGCACAUGGCUCUUCCCUCCACCGAACGCCACGACAAAGUAUCUCUCCGUGCUACAAAGGCCACAUGGCAACGUUUUCUUCGCUAGCGCCGACUGGUCUGACGGCUGGUGUGGUUGGAUCGAUGGCGCCGUCCAGAGCGGUAUGCAGACGGCGCGUCAAGUAAUUCUGGAGCAGAAGAAGGCUGCCGUUGUGGAAAAGAAGGUCAUACAAAAGGGCGUUUCCAUUGACCUUUCCAUUGACCUCUCCAAGGGUAUCGUACGGUGCGUUAUCUAA
Penicillium coprophilum is the source of this 1572-nucleotide messenger RNA. RefSeq names its product flavin monoamine oxidase family protein. The record is from RefSeq and is a predicted model, not a curated record. Bases 1 to 1572 code for a protein of 523 amino acids. The transcript has 4 exons. Gene Ontology annotation, molecular function: oxidoreductase activity. NCBI's taxonomy places the organism in Eukaryota, Fungi, Ascomycota, Eurotiomycetes, Eurotiales, Aspergillaceae.